Molecule: messenger RNA, 1617 nt
Organism: Cotesia congregata
Lineage: Eukaryota; Metazoa; Arthropoda; Insecta; Hymenoptera; Braconidae
Source: the annotation of a GenBank genome assembly
AUGUGGAAUAAAAAAAUUAUUUGGUGGCUGUUACUAGUACAUACGUUCAAUGAAAUUGAUGGGUUUCUUCCGUUACUGAAUUCAAGAAAUCCUGUAAAUUUUGACAAACAUCAACAAUUGGGACAAUUGAUAAAAAUGUGUUUCUCAAACCGCACGAACCCUUUGGUACUCACUGUAAACUUGAUCGAUAUAAUAGACCAACAAUCACGAGAGUCAAUGCAAUCGCCGAUCAGUAUUAUAGAUAACGAAUUUAAAGCUAAAAAUAUUCAAAUUUUCCACCCGGCAAGACCAACAUAUUUUUUGUCUACCGAUUCUGAUAAAAAACUUAACAACAUCCUCGAAGAAUUUAAAUCGAUGUCAAUAUGGAGCAUUGAAUCAAUUUUCUUCGUUGUUGAUCUCAAUAAUGAUAAUUACUGCAAGAAUGCUGGACGAGUACUGCAGACUUUGUGGAAUAAGGAGUUACUUUUUUCGUUUUAUGUAUGCAGCGAACCUCUGAGUGAUACAAUUCUGAUAUUUACAUUAAAUCCUUAUGGGCCUCAUGCUCCUCAACCUUGGGUAAAAAUGGAAACAAAUGACCAACUUGUAAAUCGAUCAACUCUCUUUUAUCAAGCUUAUCUAAAUGAUGACAGCAUUUGUCAAAACCUUACUUUCGAUAAGACAAAAGUCUUAGACGGCUACCCAGUAAAAGCUAUCGAAGAAACCCCACCAGGAUUCAAAUUGAACUGGACUAAAGGUAAAGCAUAUGGUAAAGAAAUCUUAAAAAUUAACCCAUUAAGAUUUAAACGUAGGUAUUUUUCGACAUUGUUUUCGGCUAUGAAUGUAACACCAAUCAUUUAUUUAGACGAUGACGGCUAUUAUGAAAAAGGAAAAGUUUAUGGGUUUUUAAAAUCAUUAAUUAAUGGGACCCAUGAUAUUGGUAUGAGCACGCGACAAAUUUCCAUGGUUCCUAAUAAGCUUAUUGAUACAGUUAAAUUAUACAAUGAACUCGGAUUGUUAAUAAUGACACAAAAAAGAAAAAUCGAGAUUCAUGUAGAAAAUAUUAAUAAUUAUUAUACAAUCGAUAUUGUUACACUAUCGGUAUUUACUUUGCUGAUUACAUUCACUGUAAUACUUAUUUACAGUAAAAGAUUGAGCGUUACUGUUAUAGAUAUUUUGCAAAUAUUAUUAGAUAGGGAUAUUAUGACGACAUUGGAACCAUUACCAAUGCGUUUUGUUUUCGUAAUUGCGACAGUAGUAAUUUUCAUUAUAAGGCCUGGAUUAGAACAAACUUUAUCAGCUUUAAUGUCGGGCCCAGAGCGAUAUCACGUAGAGAACCUCCAUGAUUUACACACUUUAAAAUACAAUAUCUAUCUUCAUACUAUCCUCGAAGACUACAUUGAUGGCGAAAAAUUGUGGUUAGGUUCGGAGCAAAAAUAUUUACACUAUAAAAAUACCUCAUCGGUUUUCCAUUGCUACCAUCGAGUUUUAAAUGACUCCAAUGCCGCGUGCAUUUCUUUUGUUAAUAAGUUACUACCGGCUGCAAUUAAAUACAAGAAUAAAAUAUUUACAUCGAGAUCGCAAUUUUUUAAGACAUACUACUCUUAUUGGACCCGGCGUAAUUGGGUAUUGAAAAAAUGA